Messenger RNA from Lindgomyces ingoldianus, 4252 nucleotides. RefSeq lists its product as uncharacterized. The transcript has 2 exons. The record is from RefSeq and is a predicted model, not a curated record. Gene Ontology annotation, cellular component: nuclear RNA-directed RNA polymerase complex. Gene Ontology annotation, biological process: siRNA processing. Lineage: Eukaryota; Fungi; Ascomycota; Dothideomycetes; Pleosporales; Lindgomycetaceae. Gene Ontology annotation, molecular function: RNA-directed RNA polymerase activity. Bases 1 to 4140 code for a protein of 1379 amino acids.
AUGCACAGAACCCCUCGCCUGACACUUCCAGAGGACGGGAACCAUGGGCCAGUACCACGCCCAAGAACUCCCCACCAGCCUUCCCCUGGGUCCACACUGGAGACCAUCAUCAAUUCGCUAGAAACGAAAUAUAGGCUGGGCCUAUCGAAUCGUGGCGAGACAUGGUCCCCCAGCAAAAAAACCAAUUCCGGGGCCGAUAAGGUGUACGGCAAGAUCAAGUUCUGCUUCUUUUCGUUUCCAGGCGCACUUGAUCAGAUAUUAGAUAAGUUCGAGUCACAGGCGCCACACCCUACCAAUCCAGGAGAAAGGCUUCAGCGGCUCAACAAGCUUCUAAACGAGCAAAUACCGUCACCACGGACUGGCUCUCAAACUCCUCGUGGCAAGCCUCACACACCCCUCUGUUCACCUCUCUGUAAGUCCAACCAACUACCUCAAGCGUCACAUCCAUCGCCCCUCUUUCAACACGCAGAGCCUGAGUCAGAAUACGUCACAGCACCCCAAAGCGGCUCAGCAACGGAUGAAGACGAAGAUGAUUUUGAAACGCCACCGUCCCCAAUUACCGAGUCUAAAGCUGCACAACGUCGGAUUCAAGCCAGCCCUCGAGUAUCAUCAAGCUCGGCCAUGAAUAAACGGCCGUCGGACAGCUCUAAAGAUGGUGAGAGUUCCCCCAAAUUCUCAAGGACUUCAAGAGGCAAACAGCCUCACGGUCAACCACUAUCUCCAGUAGACCGCCGACUCCAUGGUUCUUCAUCCAAUGGCGUAUUUAAGAAACCAUCCAUCGAAUUGUUGCGGUCAUUCCAGUCGACCGCCCCGUCAGCAACAACCUCAUUUGGGUUUUCUCAGCAAUCUGCUACGCAACCUGACACAGCAAAUACCUCCUUUGCGUCAGAGGCUGCUGGUAACGAUAGUACAUAUCAAAAGUUGACGAGGGCGAGCCCAACAACCAUGGGAUCCCUAGGCGACCAAGAGUUGGUGGCAGGGUCGUCGAAGCCUGUGAUAGAAGAUCAAGCACAAUCUAUAGAAGCCACAAGACAGAGCUCUUCGUAUGGAUCUGUAGAUGUGGAUGAGCUCGUCACUACGUCCAUGAGCUGUGAAGAAUAUGAGACAAUCAGAAACCCAUCUGCCCGCCGGAUGUCUGGCUUGUUUCCGACUGAAUCCUUUGUGUAUUCGGAAAAAACCUCGAGUUUACAUCAGUCCCCAGUCCGACUGAGUCAUUACAUUCGGGACAUACCCCACCAGCAUCUUUUCGUGGAAGACGCAACGGAAGACCUGAAGCGUUUGCCAUACUUCAUACUGUUCAUUUGCCUCCGAAUUACCCAAGAAAAUAGCAUUUCUUUACAAGAUUUAACACGUCAUAUUGGAUCAGAAUAUUCAGACUACGAGAACUUUUGGCAUUCGGUGAAGAGUCACCCAGAAUCCCUGAACGUGCGCACCCGAGACCCAAUAAAAGUGUGGGAGGCACCCAAGAGGAAAUUUGAGAGGUACACUUUUAAAGCACGUGUCGUGUUCAACAAUCGCCGAUCUGGCCCCGUCUUUAACCUGGAACUCUUGCCUCUGCUAGCAGAGAAGCCUUGCCGUUUGCAACGUGCCUUUGGCUCUGACCGCUUCUUAUAUCUCACCUUUCCCUCAUUUGAGUCGGGGCCUAGUUCACAACGUUUCCGCGGAGCCGAAAUGAUCCAGAUACGAGAGCAGUGGAAGUUAUGGUACAUGGCCGAGCAUUCUUUCUUAGGUCGAAAGUGGAGGGCCUUCCAUGUUGAGGACUCCAAAGUAGGGAGACGCAAAAUGUCUCGCCGAGACGACGAAGACAGCUACGGGAAGCGUGUCGUUCUCUUUGCCACCGAGGGAAAUGAUAUUGAACGUUGUAGCAUCGGGACGAUGAUGAACUGGUUCUUCCCUUUCGCAGGUGAUCAGAAUCAGAAGCAAAGCUUCUGUAAAGCAUAUGCUCGCUUAGACCUAGCGCUAUCAAAAACAGAACCAACGCUGGUUUUUGAGCCUGCCCAGGUUCGUUAUAUAUCCGACCAGGUAGCCGACGGCAGCCCUGAGGACUCAAGGUUCAACGAUCCUGCUCUUGUGUGGGAAAAAUGCACAGAAAAGCCCGUCAUGAAUGACGGUUGCUCCCAGAUCUCUGUUGGCGCUGCACAUGCGAUCUGGAAAAUUUACAAAAAGAGAAACGGUAUUAAUGGGCCUUUACCAAGCACAUUUCAAGGACGGAUUGGAGGCGCUAAGGGUGUGUGGAUGAUCAGCGCGGAAUCGUACACCAAAGAUCCUGAUCAUCUUGAUAUAUGGAUACAAAUCAACGACAGCCAGUUGAAGUUUAUACCUCACGCUGAUGAUUGGUUUUUCGAAUCAUACAAUCAGUUACGACUCACCUUUGAGUUAGUCAACUUCAGCUCCCCUCCAACACCUUCCGAUCUGCAUAUCUCCUUCAUCCCGAUAAUGGUGGAUAGAGGUGUACCAAUAGGUGUAAUUGCAAAGCUUACAGAAUCGCGGCUUAGUUUUGAGAGGGAACAGCUCUUGGAGAUACUUUCCGAUCCAGUCAGGGUGUAUGAUUGGGUCCAUAAACAAGGCGGCUCAGGACUUCGUGACGUCGACACCAUCAGAUGGCAGGCGUCCUUACCGCAAUCGUUAGACGAAAAAGUCAAGUUUCUACUCCAGAGCGGAUUUUCCCCAAUUGAGUCUUCUUAUCUCUCAAAAUGUCUGCUAAGGUUCAUCGAGAGACGACAACUUCAAAGAGAGAAGAAGCUCCGGAUACCUCUGGGGAAGACAACAUAUCUCUUCGGCAUUGCGGAUCCUCUCGGUGUACUCUCUCCGGGCGAGGUCCAUGUUCAGUUCUCAGCUACGUUCACAGAUGAAUCCACAGACGAAAGUUACCUUCGCCUCGACAACAUGGACGUCUUAGCGGCCAGGCAGCCCGCCUGUCGACGGUCCGAUAUCCAGAAGGUUCGUGCCGUUGUCCACUCUAAAUUGACACAUCUUGUCGAUGUCGUGGUAUUUCCGACUAGAGGCCAAUAUCCGCUGGCUGGUAAACUACAAGGUGGUGACUAUGACGGGGACAUGUUCUGGCUCUGUUGGGACCCCGCCCUUGUGGUGCAAUUCAAAAACGCUCCAGCUCCAUUGAAAGCUCUAGAGUCGGCUAAGUACGGUAUUAAGACCGAUCAAAGGAAGUUGUCUCAAAUUAUGAAUGUGCACGAGCCGUCCACGGUGGACAACUUACUCAAAGAAGUUUUGGAAUUUCGCACUAGUCGUGAUCUCCUUGGUAUCGUCACCAACUACCUUGAGAAACAGGCUUAUGCAGAGAAUCGGGUAUAUUCAGGAACCCUUGACAGCCUGUGCGACAUUCAUGACCUACUCGUUGACGCCCCGAAACAAGGGUAUAGAUUCAACGAAAAGGAAUUUCGAGAAUUUACAAAAAGAUUUGGCUUGCCCGCAAAUCCGGAGUUGCCUAUUUAUAAGGCGGCCAUGGAGAAGUGCGAACAGGGGCUGGAAAUGGGAGAGGUAGACAGUGCAAGAAAUCAGCAGUGGCUAUUCAACCGCAACAACGUGCUCGACUACCUAUAUUUCGAGGUCGUACGCAAGCACAACAACAAAACCUUAAACCUUGUAAGAGAUAAACUUUCCAAUGCCCAGAAAAAUGAUGAGGUAUUACAGUAUCCCUACCUCUGGCUUCGAGAGAAACAUAUACCCAUCAUUGACCAAGAGCUGGAUGUAUUGGUACGGAGCAUAGAGGGUAAUUUCCGGCAAUGGAAUGGUAGAAUGCACCACGACCUUACCUCGAACCAGUAUAACGAUGCCGUUGACGAAUGCUUUAAGAAGUUCCUAGCAAUCAUGCCAACAAAUAUCCGGGAUCCAGAGAUUCAGCCAUGGUUAGAGCCAUAUUUAUAUAAAGACUUCACCCUGUGGGAAACAAUUCGGGCAUCUGCAUUAUAUGCGACAUAUCCAUAUCCUGAAAAGGCGCCUUUCGUCUUUCACAUGGCCGGAAAACAACUUGCAAAGCUAAAGGCUGAUCCACUUCCUGGAACUAGGUCUGUUACCUUGUCUAUCCUUAUCAACAUGAAGCCGAAACCGAUCCGAGUACCAGUUCAACUGGAAGACAGCAACAGUGAGGACGACUUCGAAACGGCCAAUCAAGACGAGGUUUGACUUAGUAUGUCUGUUAUCUAAACUUGAGAUGAUUUCUUCAGAGCUCAGUUGACCGGGGACAUUCGAACCCAAUGCUUUCUUAGAACCUAUCAAGAAUUUAACCAACCGACGG